Messenger RNA from Bicyclus anynana (squinting bush brown), 2034 nucleotides. It is a transcript of the gene PCID2, whose product is annotated as PCI domain-containing protein 2 homolog. Gene Ontology annotation, molecular function: double-stranded DNA binding; RNA binding. The record is from RefSeq and is a predicted model, not a curated record. Bases 271 to 1452 code for a protein of 393 amino acids. The transcript has 3 exons. Lineage: Eukaryota; Metazoa; Arthropoda; Insecta; Lepidoptera; Nymphalidae. Gene Ontology annotation, cellular component: transcription export complex 2. Gene Ontology annotation, biological process: post-transcriptional tethering of RNA polymerase II gene DNA at nuclear periphery; transcription elongation by RNA polymerase II; poly(A)+ mRNA export from nucleus.
GACUUGUCACUUGUAUCCAAGGCCGUAAAAUAAAAAAAAAAAAAAAGAAAUAAAAUGAAUAUUGAUUUAUUGGUAAUUUGGUGUAAAAAUAAUAUUAAUUAAUAAUUUAGACCUAAUGAGCUGUGUAUAACUUUAUUUAAAUCACUUUGGUGAAUAAAUAAUAAGAUUACAAUCAUGAGUAAUAUUUUUGUUUUUCUCUAGCUCAAUAGCUCGCUAUAUUGUGCAAAACAAAUUAAAAUUUAAAAGGUGCAGAAUUUAGAAAUCGUCAUAAUGCAGAUCAGUCUAAAUCAUUAUAUUCAGAGUGUGGAAAGGAUGUAUAGGCUUUUUGAUGGGGAAGAGCUUUCACGUCUUCUUUCUCUGAGAGACGUACACGUUGGUAACAAAAACCUACGCUCAAGUGAUAUUGCUUCUCUAGUUGAAGGGAACUGUGUAGCCCCUCUCGAUGAAGUGAUUAUAUGUCAUUUGCUAUGUGUAAAGGCUCUACAUGAGAAGGAAUAUUUAGAAGCAUACAGUCACCAGCGCCAAUGUGUGGUUGCCGUUGUGAGAAUACUACAAAACCAAAAAGAGCAGAACUGGUGUUUGCCACUCAUGUACACUGCUUGCCUGGAUCUUCGCCUUGUUGCACAGAAAGCUGAAGCAACCGCUGCACAAAGCGAAGGCAAGAUUCUAGAAAAGGCUGCUGAGAGCCUGCUUUCAUGCUUCAGAGUCUGUGCUGCUGACAACAGAACGUCAGAUGAAGAUACAAAACGACUGGGUAUGUUGUACCUUGUGAACCAACUUCUGAAGGUCUACUUCCGUAUCAAUGCACUACAUUUGUGCAAACCCCUGAUCAGAGCUAUCGACUCUUCCCCUCUCUGGCAUCAGUUCCCUUUGGCCCAACAAAUUACAUACAGAUACUUCGUUGGGCGCAAAGCAAUGUUCGACUCUGACUACAGCACUGCAGAGAGCUAUCUAUCUUUCGCCUUUCAGAAAUGCCAUAGAAACAGCCAUAAAAAUAAAAGACUCAUUUUGACUUAUUUGAUACCAGUGAAAAUGUUACUGGGAUACAUGCCCACUGUGGGUUUGUUGGAAAAGUAUGACUUAUUGCAGUUCUUGGAAUUGAUAUCUACAGUCAAAAAUGGAGACUUACGAGGAAUUGACAGUGUGAUGGAAAAACAUGAAUCGUUUUUCAUCAGUGCAGGCAUUUAUUUAAUUGUGGAAAAAUUGAAAAUUAUAGCGUACAGGAAUUUAUUUAAAAAAGUAUACCUUGAGGAAAAUAAUCACCAAAUUGAUAUAGCGAACUUUCAAGCCGCAUUGCAAAUGAUGGGCGAGGAAGACAUGAGUUCAGAUGAAACACAGUGUAUUGUAGCGAAUCUAAUAUAUCAGGGGAAAAUCAAGGGAUACAUUUCGUACCAACAUAAAAAAGUGGUUGUAAGCAAACAAAAUGCAUUUCCCCCACUGUCUAGUCUUUAAGAUUAUAAUAUUUAUCAUUAAAAUAGGGUAGUGGCAUGCUUGUAAAUCAGACACUUUGUACCCUAUACUAUAGUUCAACCCAAGUGUUGCCGUUUUACCAUUAAUAUUUGACUAGCAAAUGCCUGCGAUUUCGUCCUCGUGAAAUUCAUUUUAUCACAAAUCCCAUGGAAACCAUUUAUUUUUCCGAAAUAAAAGUAAACUAUAUGUUGCUCAAUAACCUCUUCUAUCUUCCUUUGAAAGUACCAUUACAAUCUAUUCAGUCCUUCCAAAGAUUAUAUAUACAGACGAAAAUUUUUAAAAUAUGUACGUACAUGUUUGUUCGUGUCUAGUAUAUUAUAUAGAAUCAACAGACAUACACUUCAAUUUUAUAAAAUGUUGCUAUGCACUAAUAAAAUAAUUGUACACGUGUAAGUAGUGGGUAUAUUGGAUAUAUAUAGGAUAUUUUGAAUUUUCGUGCGUUCAUCUUUUGGUGCCACUACCCUAUAUGUUGUUGUAUCUUUGUAAGCAGACAAAAUGCAUUUCCCCAACUGUCUAGUCUUUAAGGUUUUUAAUGUUUAUCAAUAAAAUACAGGUUCAUACUUA